Molecule: messenger RNA, 2889 nt
Organism: Vigna radiata var. radiata (mung bean)
Lineage: Eukaryota; Viridiplantae; Streptophyta; Magnoliopsida; Fabales; Fabaceae
Product: probable pre-mRNA-splicing factor ATP-dependent RNA helicase DEAH5
Exons: 1
Coding region: 478-2643 (721 amino acids)
Biological process (GO): mRNA splicing, via spliceosome; spliceosomal complex disassembly
Cellular component (GO): intracellular anatomical structure; catalytic step 2 spliceosome
Molecular function (GO): RNA helicase activity; ATP binding; RNA binding
Source: RefSeq, a predicted model, not a curated record
UCAGCACACAGGUAAGGAUCUCCUUCAGUUGAAGAAGAGCUCCGAGGACGAUGCCUUGAGGAUGAAUCCGCAGGGUUCAAGGGAUGGACCGGUUACCAGGACAGGUCUUUCAGGUAUCAGGAUUGUAGAAGAAGAUGAUGUUGGUUCUUCACGGAGACCUCUGAAGCGAAUGAGCUCACCGGAGAGAUGGGAAGCAAAACAGUUGAUUGCUUCAGGUGUGAUGAGUGUUUCAGAGUAUCCAACUUAAGACGAGGAGGGAGAUGGAUUGCUGUACCAAGAGGAAGGAGCUGAGGAGGAGCUUGAGAUUGAGUUGAAUGAGGAUGAACCCGCAUUCUUGCAAGGGCAGAGCAGAUACUCGAUGGAUAUGUCUCCUGUUAAGAUUUUUAAGAAUCUGAAGGUUCUCUGGGUCGAGCUGCUGCACUUCAGUCUGCACUUAUAAAGGAGCGUAAGGAAGUGCGAGAAGAGCAACAACGGACAAUGCUUGAUACAAUUCCGAAGGAUCUCAAUCGGCCUUGGGAAGACCCUAUGCCAGAGUCAGGUGAAAGGCAUCUUGCCCAGGAGCUUAGGGGUGUUGGUUUAUCAGCCUAUGAUAUGCCAGAAUGGAAGAAGGAUGCAUAUGGGAAAACAAUUACCUUUGGGCAAAGGUCGAAGCUUUCUAUUCAAGAGCAGAGGCAGAGUUUGCCAAUUUACAAGUUAAAAAAAGAAUUGAUUCAGGCUGUGNAUGAUAAUCAGGUGUUGGUUGUUAUUGGAGAAACUGGUUCGGGUAAGACUACUCAGGUCACACAGUAUCUUGCCGAAGCAGGUUAUACCACAAAAGGAAAAAUUGGAUGUACUCAACCUCGUAGGGUGGCUGCAAUGUCAGUUGCAAAGAGAGUAGCAGAAGAGUUUGGUUGUAGAUUGGGAGAAGAAGUUGGUUAUGCCAUUCGGUUUGAGGAUUGCACUGGACCAGAUACUGUUAUCAAGUACAUGACAGAUGGUAUGCUUCUUAGGGAAAUAUUGGUAGAUGAGAAUCUGUCACAGUAUUCUGUUAUAAUGCUUGACGAAGCCCAUGAAAGAACUAUUCAUACUGAUGUUCUUUUUGGACUGCUCAAGCAGCUAGUGAAGCGAAGACCCAAAUUGCGAUUGAUUGUCACUUCUGCUACUCUGGACGCCGAGAAAUUUUCAGGAUAUUUCUUUAACUGUAACAUCUUUACAAUUCCUGGUAGAACUUUUCCUGUAGAGAUACUUUAUACCAAACAGCCGGAAAGUGAUUAUUUAGAUGCAUCUUUAAUAACUGUCCUACAGAUACACUUGACAGAGCCCGAGGGAGACAUUCUUCUCUUUUUGACUGGGCAAGAGAAGAUUGAUUUUGCUUGCCAAUCUCUAUACGAGAGAAUGAAGGGAUUAGGUAAGAAUGUUCCAGAGCUGAUCAUUUUACCGGUUUAUAGUGCCCUUCCUAGUGAAAUGCAGUCUAGGAUAUUUGAACCUGCUCCUCCAGGGAAAAGGAAAGUGGUCGUGGCUACUAACAUUGCCGAGGCUUCUUUGACUAUUGAUGGGAUAUUUUAUGUAAUUGAUCCUGGAUUUGCUAAGCAAAAUGUUUAUAACCCAAAGCUAGGUCUUGAUUCUUUGGUAAUAACUCCAAUUUCACAAGCAUCAGCCAAACAAAGAGCUGGACGUGCAGGGCGUACUCGACCUGGGAAGUGUUAUCGCCUUUACACUGAGAGUGCAUACAGGAAUGAGAUGUCUCCCACUACAAUUCCUGAGAUUCAAAGGAUAAAUCUGGGGAUGACUACACUUAAUAUGAAAGCAAUGGGGAUAAAUGAUCUACUGUCCUUUGAUUUUAUGGAUCCACCAUCACCUCAAGCACUGAUUUCUGCCAUGGAGCAGCUUUACAGUCUAGGAGCAUUGGAUGAAGAGGGCCUUCUGACCAAAUUGGGGAGGAAAAUGGCAGAAUUUCCUUNGGAUCCACCUUUGUCCAAGAUGUUGCUUGCCAGCGUCGACCUUGGAUGCAGUGAUGAGAUUUUAACCAUAAUUGCCAUGAUCCAGACUGGUAAUAUUUUUUACAGGCCAAGGGAAAAGCAAGCCCAAGCAGAUCAGAAGAGGGCAAAGUUUUUCCAGCCAGAGGGUGAUCAUCUGACACUACUUGCUGUUUAUGAGGCUUGGAAAGCCAAGAAUUUUUCUGGGCCCUGCUGUUUUGAGAAUUUUGUGCAAUCUAGAUCGUUGAGAAGAGCACAGGAUGUCAGGAAACAACUUCUCACCAUUAUGGAUAAGUACAAAUUGGAUGUUGUAAGUGCUGGAAGAAACUUCACCAAAGUAAGGAAGACUAUCACUGCUGGUUUCUUUUUUCACGCUGCCAGAAAGGAUCCCCAGGAAGGAUACAGAACUCUAGUUGAGAACCAACCUGUGUAUAUCCAUCCAAGUUCUGCUUUGUUCCAGAGGCAGCUAGACUGGGUCAUAUAUCAUGAGCUUGUGAUGACAACUAAGGAGUAUAUGCGUGAGGUGACUGUCAUAGACCCCAAAUGGCUUGUUGAACUGGCUCCAAGAUUUUUCAAAGUAGCAGAUCCUACAAAGAUGAGCAAGCGGAAGCGUCAAGAGCGAAUUGAGCCACUUUAUGAUAGAUACCACGAGCCAAAUUCAUGGCGUUUGAGUAAACGUCGUGCAUGAUAUGUAAUUCAUCCAUUUCUUUUCAAUGCAAUGUUUUGGAUACUGUCUUAUGUUGCAUUUAAGUUUAAAUGUCUAUUUUCUCCUUACAAGAUUAUUUAAAUGGAAAUUUAGACAUAUUUUCAUUUUUAUUUCUUAGGAAGGCUAAAAUUUUAAGAAUUCUAGGUUCUUGGUAGGAGUGUAUAGUCCUAAUCACUAACUUCUGUAUAUAUUUACUUUUCCAAGAUAUUACUGACAAUAUACAAUGUA